This is a messenger RNA of Dromaius novaehollandiae (emu), 6688 nucleotides long. RefSeq names its product two pore segment channel 1 (gene TPCN1). NCBI's taxonomy places the organism in Eukaryota, Metazoa, Chordata, Aves, Casuariiformes, Dromaiidae. The coding region runs from base 1564 to 4014 and encodes 816 amino acids. Gene Ontology annotation, biological process: monoatomic ion transport; transmembrane transport. The record is from RefSeq and is a predicted model, not a curated record. Gene Ontology annotation, molecular function: monoatomic ion channel activity; voltage-gated channel activity. The transcript has 30 exons. Gene Ontology annotation, cellular component: endosome membrane; lysosomal membrane.
CUCCCUAUGUAAAUAUGCCUCUAACCUACCCCUGACGGGGGUCUGACAUCCCAGUGAGCAAGUCUCCAAGGACCUGGGAGCCUCUUGCACCUGCAAACAAGGGAAGGAGCUGUCAGGGAGCAGCGAAAGGGGGGCUGCUCCACGAGGGAGGACGAGCCGGGAGCCGAGAGCGACCACAGCCUCAAUGGGGCAGUGAGUGACCUCCCUGGGCAGGGCACAGUCCCACGGCACCCGAGCAGGACAGCCAUCGUGGUAAUAACAGCUUUCAUUGCCUGUCCAGGGGUCAUCAGAUGAGGCAAGGUAACGAGUCAGGUUGUUUCCAUCCAGAACGUCCGGUCAGGGCAGCAGGAGACAGCACUACCAGCAGCAUAGGUGCAGGAGACAGGACUGGACACAGGUACACCUACAGCGUAGCUCAGGCGAGGAUGGGGGGCCGGGCCCGGGUGCAGAUGGGGGUCCUGGACCAUGGAGCAGAGGGUGUCUGGAUGGAGGUCCCCAGUGAGGCUGGCCAGGGCAAUUAGGGUCUGUUGGUGCCCUGACAGGAACCUCCACUGGCCACUUUUGGGGAGAGAGGGGUCUGGCUUCAUCCUGCCUGUUACACACAGUCACAGUCUCAUUCGGGUUGGACAGGACUGUAGGAGGUCUCUAGUCCAAACUGCUCGGAGCAGGGUCGGCUGUGGGGUCAGGCCAGGUUGCUCAGGGCUUUAUCCAGUCGAGUCUUGGAAACCGCUGAGGACCGAGACUGCAUGAUGUCUCUGGCACCCUGUUCUGAUGCUUCACUGCCCUUGUGAUGAAAAAAUUUUCCUUGUAUCCAGCCAGAGCCUUUCUUGUUUCAGUUUUUGUCUGUUCUCUCAUUCUCCUGCCAUACGCCUCAGCAAAGAGCCUGGCAUUGUCGUCUUGGUAACCUCUUUGUGGGUGCUGCUAUGAGAUCCCCCCAAAACCUUCAUUCUUCAGGUUGAACAAGAUGGUUUUAUUUGCAGCCUCUGAUCAUGGGGCAUGUGCUCCAGUCCCUGACCAUCUUGGUGGCUCUCUGCUGGACUUGCUCCAGUUUAUCAACGUUUUAAUGAUGCCCUUUGGCCAAGGAAGGAGAAGGGAGAGCGAGCAGAGAGUGUCUGGACCAAGCAGUGUUUCUGGAUGCAGAUGGCAAUACAGAUCAUCAUGGCCAUCUUCCUCACAUCCCACUUGUUCUUCUCCUGACACAUCCUGUGCUACUCCCCAGUUUGGGAAUACUAGAAAUUCGUGGCUCAGUGGCGUUAGCCCGUAGAAAAGUCCCCGGGAGCUUCAUGUGCGCGCCCUCAACCCGGCCUCUCUCUGCCUCCUUCCCCGCCGCUGCUGCAGCUGGGCGUGCCGGGGGACAGGGCCACGCGCGACGGGGGCACCCGGCACCCUCCAGCGCCAGGGGACGGAGCCGCACGUGACGGGGACGCCCGGCACCCUGCAGCGCCAGGAGACACCCCUGAUGGAAGACUUCCUGGAGAGAGUUUUUGACCAAACCGUUUUACACGUGGAGCUGCGAAAGGCGUUAUUGGAAGUCCUUGGAGCGGGAGCCGCCGAGGGCACGGCAUGGCAGUGAGCAUGGACGAUGACGUUCCCCUCAUCCUCACCUUGGACGACAGUGGGAGCAGCACCUCGGCCCCCCUCGACGACCUGGAGCGGGAGGAGCUGCCUAAUGAAAAUGGAGGCAGCUAUGACGUUAAUGAUGCAUCUAGCCCUGCUGCGGGGGACUGCUGUGCGCAGCAAAGCUCUGCCCAGCACAACUGGGAAAUGAACUACCAAGAGGCAGCAAUCUACCUCCAGGAAGGAGAAAAUAAUGAUAAGUUCUUCACUCACCCCAAGAAUGCCAAAGCACUUGCUGCCUACCUCUUUGCACACAAUCACCUUUUCUACCUAAUGGAACUGAGCACAGCGCUGCUUCUCCUGUUGCUGUCUCUCUGCGAGGCACCAGCUGUUCCUAUGCUCCGUCUUGGCAUCUAUGUCCAUGCAACCCUGGAGCUGUUUGCGUUAAUCGUGGUAGUCUUUGAGCUCUCGAUGAAGAUGAGAUGGCUGGGCUUCCAAACCUUUAUCAGGCACAAAAGGACCAUGGUGAAGACUUGCGUGCUGUUUGUACAGUUCAUAGAGGCCAUUGUGGUGUUGGUGCGCCAAACGUCACACGUCCGGAUAACGAGAGCCCUGCGCUGUAUCUUCCUGGUGGACUGCCGUUACUGUGGUGCAGUCAGAAGAAACCUGCGACAGAUCUUCCAGUCCCUCCCCCCAUUUAUUGAUAUUCUCCUCCUCCUGCUUUUCUUCAUGGUGAUCUUUGCCAUCCUGGGUUUUUAUUUGUUUUCUCCUAACCACUCGGAUCCCUACUUCAGUACUUUAGAGAACAGCCUUGUGAAUCUCUUUGUGCUUUUGACCACUUCAAAUUUCCCUGAUGUGAUGAUGCCAUCCUAUGCCCGGAACCCCUGGUCCUGUGUCUUCUUCAUAGUGUAUCUCUCCAUUGAGCUGUACUUCAUAAUGAACUUGCUUCUGGCUGUUGUGUUCGACACUUUCAAUGACAUCGAAAAGAGGAAGUUUAAGUCCCUGCUGCUGCACAAGCGCACGGCCAUACAGCAUGCCUACCGCUUGCUUAUUACCAAACAGAGGCCGUCUGGAAUUUCCUUCAAGCACUUUGAAGGGCUGUUGCGGUUUUACAAGCCUCGGAUGUGUGCCAGAGAGCGGUAUCUCACUUUCAAAGCACUGAAUCAAAGCAAUACUCCUUUAGUCAGCCUAAAGGACUUUUACAAUUUCUAUGAAGUUGUUGGCUUAAAAUGGAAGGCAAAACGAAAUCGCGAGCACUGGUUUGAUGACCUCCCACGGACAGCAUUCCUUAUUUUUAAAGGCAUCAACAUCCUUGUGAAGUCGCGAGUAUUCCAGUACGUCAUGUAUACUGUGGUGGCUGUGAAUGGAAUUUGGAUUCUUGUUGAAACUUUCAUGCUGCAAGGAGGGAAUUUCUUCCCCAGAAAUGUCCCGUGGAGCUACAUAGUCUUCCUCACAAUCUACGGCGUGGAGCUGCUCCUGAAAACCACUGGACUGGGGCCUGUCGAGUACCUGUCCUCGGGGUGGAAUCUCUUUGACUUCGCAGUCACCCUCUUUGCAUUUCUGGGGCUCCUGGCACUGGCGUUUAACAUGGAGCCGUUCUACUUCAUUGUGGUCUUGCGACCUCUUCAGCUGCUGAGGCUCUUUAAAUUGAAGAAACGUUACAGAAAUGUCCUGGACACUAUGUUUGAGUUGUUUCCCCGGAUGGCCAGCCUGGGUUUGACCUUGCUGAUCUUCUAUUACUGCUUUGCCAUCAUCGGCAUGGAGUUCUUUGCUGGUGUGGUCUACCCGAACUGCUGCAACACAAGCACAGUCGCAGAUUCCUACCGCUGGGUGAACCAUACCGUUGGCAACAAGACAGUUGUGGAAGAAGGCUAUUACUAUCUCAACAACUUUGACAACAUUUUGAACAGCUUUGUCACACUGUUUGAGUUGACAGUCGUCAAUGACUGGUACAUCAUCAUGGAAGGGGUGACCUCGCAGACCACUCACUGGAGCCGUCUUUACUUCAUGAUCUUCUAUAUCGUGACCAUGGUGGUGAUGACGAUCAUCGUGGCAUUUAUUCUGGAGGCUUUCGUCUUCCGCAUGAACUACACACGGAAGAACCAAGAUUCGGAAGAAGACAAUGGCAUUGUGCUGGAGAAGGAGAUCUCCAAGGAGGAAGUGGUUGGGAUAAUAGAGCUGUACAAGCGGAGUUCAGCUGCCACUGACACAUCUCAGCUGCAGAAGAUCGUUUUGCAGAUGGACAAAUAUGGGCAUAUGUCAACACUGUUUCUGGGACGCAGAUCAAGGACCAAGAGUGAUUUAAGUAUGAAGAUGUAUGAGGAGGAGAUACAGGAGUGGUAUGAGGAACACUCCAGAAAAGAAGAAUCUCAGGCACCGUUGCAAGAAUCUGCGCCUGCUUCCAACAACUUUCUGAAGCCCUUGAGCCUCCGGCAACGCUCCCAGACUGUCAUUUAGGCCUAGCUAACACAAGCCGCCCUCUAUGCAAUAACCUAGAGUAUUACUUCACAGCGUAUAUAUCGGAAUGGUGUAUAUAGAUCUGUUCACUGUACUGGUUGGCUUUAGGGUUUAAAUCUCUUCCUCAAGGCAGUGAAUUGCUGAAAAAACAGAGGCCUGGGGGGCUCUGUGUAAGACUGCUGGAACCAGGUUGAGCAUGGUGCCUGUGCUCUGCACGGAGUGAGCAUCUCAGGCAGAACAGAGUCCUCCUCCCUCUGACCUGCUUCCCAGGCUCAGACCUGUUGCUCGUCUUACCACUAACAGACCCUGGGGGAAGAGAUAUGUAAUCCAUUAACAGCAGGAAACGUGCUGAAGCCACCUGCUUAAUGAUAUUAAAAAUUUUGUCCUUUUGAAGAUCCAUUUUUUUGAAAGGGCACCAUUAACCUAGGCGUAAAAGAUCAGGGAACGAGUUUGUUUUGUUUCUUCUUGCCCCCUCCUUGUGCGAAGCAAAGGGAGGUGGUGUGAUAUUUCAGCACUUUCGGAAGAGCAGUCUGCUUUCCCCUGCUGUCUGACAUACCUGGAUGCACUCCUGUAGCAGUUCUAGCUCUGAUUAUUGAAUUUAGCUGACCGUGAGCUGUUCUGUGGCAGCUGGAGCCAAAAUGAAGGGCCAGCAGCUCACUGUGUCCAGACUACAGGUGGGAUGAGAGUUUGGGGAGACAAACUCUGUCUCUGCUGGUCAGUUCUGCCCAUGGCACUGCCCAGAGCUGGGAGUGACUGCAUAACCCCAAAGCUCUUAUCUCCAUUUGGCGAGACGGAUGAUUCCCUGGGGUGGCAGUGGUUGUUGACCUCUGCCACUUGGCCACCUGCUUUGUAAAUGGCAGAUCUUUGCCUGCUCCUUAGUCCAGAUAGAGGAUUAGGAGGAAGAAAAGGAGGAUUUUGCAGCUCCAAAUCUAUGACAUAGUUCUGUCUGCGUCUGGGUUAAGAAGAGUUUUUGGGCAGAGAGUCCAUAAAACAACACUGCUGGUUAAUCCUCAGCCAGGUCUUGGCUUUGUUUUAUGCAGGUCCUAGUGCAGCAGUGUUGCUCCUCCCUUGUUCUCACCCUUGCAGAAAGGUUCCCCAGGCUGGCAAGUGCUGACUGAGUCAAAUCUUAGGAAGUUCCUCUACUGAAGAGCUUUACUGUUCCCCUGAAUUCUGGAUGGAGGAGGAAUGUGGAAGAUAAUGCUGCUUCUCACCCAUCUGCUUUUCUGUAUCUAGCAAGGAGGCUGCGAGACCUGGGAGAUGGGAAAGCGGAUCUUUCCCCAGCUCUACCACAUUUACUUUAUAACUGUGGCAGGUUGCUUCAUCGCUCGUGUUUCAUUGCCCACAAAGUGGUGAGAACGCCUGUUGCUGUAAAUGCCUUUUUUUUUUCUUUUUUUUUUUCCUGUCACCACAGAAAGUUUUGAGAGUUAAAAGUGUCUCUCUCAGCUGGGAGGUUUCCCUCACCUCUUGCUUUUUGAUCUUUUCUCAGGUUCAGAUUAAAAGCAGAACUAGCUGGGGGGGGGGGCUUUCUCCUUCCUCCGGAUAAGUCAGGCAGUGGGAGAUGUGUGUGGCCGUUCCCCUUGUCCUGUGCUCCUGAUUUCUUACAGGAAACCUCAACGUGUGGCACGAGGAGACAGGGAGAGGACUGAACAUUUCUCGUUGAUCCUACCUGGGCAGCUAGGGAGCAUUUCCUGGGAAAGAAUGAAUGAGAUUUUCAAAAGUAUGCCAAACAGGUAAUUCUGAAAAUUUCUCCCCGCGCAGAGCAGUGGGAGUAUUUGGGUGAACCGACAGAGAGCGGGUGAGCAGUCAGCACGCACACCAAAGUGUGCUCUUCCCCCCCAGGUGCCUCGGGGCAACUCGUGGUUCCUUUUCUGGGUGCUGCAGGAGCUUUGGUAUGAGACUCCUUCUGAACUGAACUGUGAAGGACCAGCAAGGGGUGUUUUCCAAAACAUACAUCUGACCACAAAUUAAUGAGCAGUGCAGUGCUGCUCUUGCGGUUGCUCUGCAUGCACUUGUAGCCUGGGGGGUUUAUCCAGAUUAGUCCUGGUGCUAGAGGAGAUGUUGUUUCUUAUGAUUUAAGUUGUGGGCAGGAUGAACAAAGAUCAUGAAGGUGAGAGAAAAAAAAUUGUGGUUGUAUUUUUCAACUCUUCCUUCCCCUCCAGCCCAUUUCUCACUGCAGGGCAGUCGGUGACUUUUUCAGGUGUUUCCCAGGUGGGAAAGAGCUGCAGCUCUAAGCUGUAUUGUGGGGGGCACUAACCGGCUUAACACGCAAUAACAGGGCUCUCGUGUCACGGAGAACGCGUGGGAACGCCUGAACUGAUGCUGCUUUCUGUGGUUGCUUGCAGAGAUGUUGAUCUGCCCUCACAUACGCACUGUAUUAAUUAUUUUUUUAAACCAAGGAGGGUCGCAGAAGUUUACUUCUUCCGCAUGACUUUGUCUUGAAGGAAAAGAAGUUUUGAGUACGGGGCAUCCCCUUCUAUUUGUCCUCCUCUUCCCCGCCGUACGCGCAGACUAACCCCACCGACAAUCAUUUUGUAGGGAGCAAGGGAGGAAACACUGCAGGGUUUUGUACGCUGGCGUUUCGUUUAUAAAACGAUUUUAUGGACGCGUCUGUAAAAUGUUCUCUAGAUUUUUUUCAAGCACACUAAUAAAAAGCAUCCUCGGCUUUGUAAAGGCA